Messenger RNA from Ochotona princeps (American pika), 2275 nucleotides. RefSeq names its product homeobox B9 (gene HOXB9). Gene Ontology annotation, molecular function: DNA-binding transcription factor activity, RNA polymerase II-specific; RNA polymerase II cis-regulatory region sequence-specific DNA binding. Bases 1519 to 2253 code for a protein of 244 amino acids. Gene Ontology annotation, biological process: DNA-templated transcription; anterior/posterior pattern specification; regulation of transcription by RNA polymerase II. The transcript has 2 exons. Lineage: Eukaryota; Metazoa; Chordata; Mammalia; Lagomorpha; Ochotonidae. Gene Ontology annotation, cellular component: nucleus. The record is from RefSeq and is a predicted model, not a curated record.
GAGGGUCAGAGACUUGCCGAAAGAAAUCUGCCCGGAUCGAGCGGCACCAAACCCAGCCCAAAGAAAACCGGUGGUCUGAUUAGGGACCCGUUAAGUCCCAGCUCCAAGCCGCAGCCAGGCAGACGCUGGGGGAGCAGGGCUGUGGUUGGGGGGCUAGCAUGGGCUGGAGAGGUCCAACGCAGGACGGCGGAGGCGCUGCUGGCAGAGCUUCGGCUGCUCACUCACGGCCCAGGCCGGUGCCCUAGCCCGCUAGGGCAAGGCAUCCGGAGAGUGGGGGGAGCAGGUCCGGGGUGAAGUGGGGGGCUCCUCCUAAGUGUCAGCGGAGCUAGCUGGGCGCCCGGGCUUCGUGGGAACCCAUUAGGUGCCCCCUCCCCUGCUGCGGUGACCUUUCAGGGACCGGUCCCUUUACCCUGUUCAGAUCCCUCUUGGGGACAAUUUUGGGGCCUGCGCAGUUUUUCAAUGAAGGCGAGAAGAGAUGGCUGUGCACCCUGCCACCCCCAAUCCUUCUGGUCAGAGCGCUGGGGUCAGUUGUGUUCACUGUUUCCAGGCUGAAGUUUGCAGGGCCAGCGAAAUCCCUCCACCGCCAAGCAGGGCAAACCUUGGAUCCACUCACCCCGCCUGUCGCCCGGCUCUCCUUCCCCAACUACCGAGGGAUGGGAGCAAGCUUCUCCACACCCCUCCCCCCAUCGGCACCAGGUAAAUCUCUCCGCAAAGAGUGCACGGAGCGCCCCCCUGCCAAGCUGCAGCGUCCUAUGAAACCCCAACUUCUCCCCCGUCCGCGUCACUUCAUCUCCCGUGGGUGGCUGGCGCUGCUGUUGUUUAAUAAACAUCUUAUGUCAAGGGGACAGAGGGAGGAAAUGAGGGCCUGCGGGGUGGAGGUGCAGGUGGGGGGGGCAGGACCACCUCCUCUUUAAUUAUCCAGUCGGGCCUCUCCGGCUGCUCCCCGGGGCUGCGGCUCCCUCCCUCCCUCCUUCCCGGACGCGCCCGGGGAGAGGGCUCCGCAGCCCGCGUCCCUCCCGCGGCUGCCCGCCGCUUCCCUCCGCCCCCGCCACCCCGUGGCGAGAACUGCGCACCCGCCCCGCUCCCCCUGCAGAGGCGGGGGCGGGGUGGGGGGGCAGGCGGCGGGCAGCUCCGGCUGAGGUUACGUGGCCGCCGGAGCCCUGACGUGAUAGCACAUUGCAUCAGCAUAAAACAAUCCAUCCUCGAUAUGGAAUGCGGUGAGGACGGGUGACAGCGCGAGCGCAGCCCCCUCGCCCGAUUGAUUUAUGUCGGAGCUGACGCUUUAUCAGGCAGUCGGCAAAACUUUGACCAAUCAUUUUGCAAGGAGCGCCGAGCCGGGCUGCUCCACUGUACUUUGUUGGCUGAGAAGUUGAGCAGGAGGUGGGGGUUGGCGGGUGGGGGGCUGGGGGGGUCGCGUCCGAAAGCCCUCACACGGGUCCCGGUGCCACCUCUCCGUGCUUGGGCGCCGCCGCGCGAGCGCUUCCCUUCCCCCUGCGAGCGCACGGAUGAUGUCUGAGAAUGUCCAUUUCUGGGACGCUUAGCAGCUAUUAUGUCGACUCGAUCAUAAGUCACGAGAGCGAGGACGCGCCUCCAGCCAAGUUUCCUUCCGGCCAGUACGCGAGCCCCCGGCAGCCGGGCCACGCGGAGCACCUGGAGUUUCCCUCCUGCAGCUUCCAGCCCAAAGCGCCGGUGUUCGGCGCCUCCUGGGCGCCGCUGAGCCCGCACGCGUCCGGGAGCCUGCCGUCCGUCUACCACCCCUACAUCCAGCCCCAGGGCGUCCCGCCGGCCGAGAGCAGGUACCUCCGCACCUGGCUGGAGCCGGCGCCGCGCGGAGAAGCUGCCCCGGGGCAGGGCCAGGCGGCGGUGAAGGCGGAGCCGCUGCUGGGCGCGCAGGGCACGCCCGAGUACAGUUUGGAAACUUCGGCGGGCAGGGAGGCCGUCCUGACUAAUCAAAGACCCGGCUACGGGGACAAUAAAAUUUGCGAAGGAAGCGAGGACAAAGAGAGGCCGGAUCAAACCAACCCCUCUGCCAACUGGCUGCACGCCCGCUCGUCCCGGAAAAAGCGCUGUCCCUACACCAAAUACCAGACGCUGGAGCUAGAGAAGGAGUUUCUGUUCAAUAUGUACCUCACCAGGGACCGUAGGCAUGAAGUGGCCAGACUCCUCAAUCUGAGUGAGAGACAAGUGAAAAUCUGGUUUCAGAACCGGCGGAUGAAAAUGAAGAAAAUGAAUAAAGAGCAGGGCAAAGAUUAGAGAGGGGCCCGCCCCAGCCCUU